CACAGCUGCAGCUCCGACAGCACAGCACAGCACAGCACAGCACUGGUUAUCCGGGGAUAUCGCUACUGCUGUUUCUUCUCAGCUAUUGCUCUCCCUUUUUAAGACAAAAAGCAGAUUGACACAACAGGGAAGGAACUGGCGAAAGAAAAACAGAUACCCAAAAUAUAAAACAAUGGCAGAGCUUGGAGCGGGGAGCUUGCUGCCAGGGGAGCCUACGUUAAGUUACCAGGAGCACGACCUCAGCGAGCGUUUGAGGCGGCUGUACCCGGCCGUGAACGAGGAAGAGACCCCCUUGCCCCGAUCUUGGAGCCCCAAGGAUAAAUACAGCUACAUCGGGCUCUCCCAGAACAACCUGCGUGUGCAUUACAAAGGCCACGGGAAGAACCACAAAGAUGCAGCGUCCGUGAGAGCCACCCACCCUAUCCCAGCGGCCUGUGGCAUCUACUACUUUGAGGUGAAGAUCGUCAGCAAGGGCCGAGAUGGGUACAUGGGGAUUGGACUGUCUGCCCAGGGGGUCAACAUGAACAGGCUGCCGGGCUGGGACAAACACUCCUAUGGUUACCAUGGCGACGACGGACACUCCUUCUGCUCCUCAGGGACAGGCCAACCAUACGGCCCGACCUUCACAACGGGUGAUGUGAUUGGCUGCUGCGUGAACCUCAUCAACAACACAUGUUUCUACACCAAGAACGGACAUAGUUUAGGUGUGGCAUUCACAGACCUUCCUCCUAACUUGUAUCCCACAGUAGGACUGCAGACUCCUGGUGAGAUUGUGGAUGCUAACUUUGGCCAGCAGCCAUUUGUGUUUGACAUAGAGGACUACAUGAGUGAGUGGAGGGCGAAGAUUCAUGGCAUGAUCGCUCGCUUCCCCAUCGGAGAGAGGCUCGGAGAGUGGCAGACAGUGCUGCAGAACAUGGUGUCCAGCUACCUGGUGCAUCAUGGGUACUGUGCCACAGCCAUGGCUUUUUGCUCGAGCCACAGAACCAUGAUCCAGGAGGACCAGACGUCCAUAAAGAACAGACAGAGAAUACAGAAGCUGGUCUUGGCAGGUCGUGUUGGAGAGGCCAUCGAUGCCACACAGCAGCUGUACCCUGGGCUCUUAGAACGCAACCCCAAUUUACUCUUCAUGUUGAAGUGUCGGCAGUUUGUGGAGAUGGUGAAUGGUACGGACAGCGAGGUACGAUGCUUUAGCGUCCGCUCCCCCAAACUCCAGGACAGUUACCCCGGAUCCCCCAGCCAAAGCCCCCGGCAUGGGCUUCCCAACCCCCACCUCCACAGCACAGGGGCAGACAGUCCCGCAUGCAGUAAUGGAGUCACCCCUUCUAACAAACCCAAGAGCCACAGUAAAUAUCCCGGAGCUGGCUCCGCCUCCUCCUCCCCUUCAUCCUCACCCUCCUCGGUCAACUACUCCGAGUCCAACUCCACUGACUCCACCAAGUCCCAGCCCCACAAUGCCACUAGCAACCAGGAAACUAGUGACAGUGAGAUGGAGAUUGAGGCGGAGCACUACACUAACGGCGUGGCAGAGAACUCGUCCACCCGCGUCAUGAACGGCACCUACAAACACCAAGAGAUGCUGCAAGGGGACGAAAACAGUGUGGGCAACGGAGUAGCAGAGGACGGCUGUGUGUCACGGCAACUGUGCGGGGGUAACCAGGCUGCCACGGAGCGCAUGAUCCAGUUCGGUCGCGAACUCCAGGCCCUCAGUGAGCAGCUCUCGCGGCAAUAUGGCAAGAACAACACACACAAGAAAAUGCUGCAGGAUGCGUUCAGUCUCCUAGCAUAUUCGGACCCAUGGAACUGCCCAGUUGGCCAACAGCUGGACCCCACACAGAGAGAGGCUGUCUGCUCUGCCCUCAACAGUGCCAUCUUGGAGUCUCAGAACCUUCCCAAGCAGCCUCCACUCAUGCUGGCUCUGGGCCAGGCCACCGAGUGUGUGCAGCUCAUGGCACGGGUGCGAUCCGGCUCCUGCUCCUUCGCCACAGUAGACAACUUUUUGCACUAGCCCCAGUCCAGGUGAUGUUCAGGACGGUUAAGAAGACAGUUGCCAUAAGGAACAUGCUCUGUUGAAUUAGUGUGCUGCUUGCCGCUUGCCAUGGGCAGUCCAGAUGAGGAAUGACUAGAAACAUGAGAAGAGAGGCUUCUUUUUAAUUUAGUAUUAUCAAAUACAGAUUGUGUGACACUAUUUAAAAAUAAUUAAUUAUUAUUCCGUUUAUCUAGUCGUUUUUGUUUUAGUUUCUUUUUUUUGUCGGUUUGUUGUGGUCCUCUUGAAAAGAACCAGAUUUCCCUCUUUUUUGGUUUUAUGGGUGGAUGCAGUGCACAGUAUUCUAAACACACACCAUUUCACAGUAUACAGAGUACAAAACCCUUCCUGAAACCAUAAGAAGUAGCACGUCUCCCUUAUCCAGAACUCAGGUAUUUUCCGAUACGUGUCAUUUUAGCUUGGGAACACGGCUGGAUGAGGUAUUGACUUUACUUAGGUAUACACUAAGCCCUCACUCUUAUAACUGAAAUUCUAUUGGUUACUGUACCACCAAGUUAUGGUUUGUAGGCUUUAGGCAGACCUUCAUCCUGUUGUGGUGGGGGAGUUUUGAUAUCCCCUUUCCAACAGUUUAUACAUUAUAUUUUCUUCCUCCCUCGGAUUGGAAUAAAAGUAAGUGUUCCCGCACAUCUCCCGUUGGAGCUGCCGUUAGUAGCUCAGCUCAGGUGCCAGCACCAGUCGUAUUGAAUGCGAACCACACGGCAGUGCAGCCCUGGCUUCUGGGUCAAACUCGCUGAGUCUGUUUCGUACUGGACAGACAAAAGGCUUACCAAAAGCUACAAAAGGCUUCUAUUUGAAUGGCAAUCUUUAUAGGGUAUCAUGCAGACAUUAUGAAACUCCCAGGUUUAUUUGUUUGUUUGUUUGUUUGUUUGUUGGGUUUUUUUUGGGGGGGGGGUUGUUUUCGUUUUUUUAUAUUUAAUUUGGGGGGGAUUUUAGGUAUAUCAAAAUUUAACUUGUGGGUGUCAGAUGGUGUGUGGUUAUACUGAAUAAAAAGCAUUCAUUUUUGUGUCAAAGGAAAGCGAGGUUAAUAAUUUGAUUCAUUUUGACUGCGCCGUUGGGGCUUGGAAACUGACUUUUUGCACAUGUUUGUGUCCACCGUGAUGACAUUUAUGGUAGGGUUUACCCCUUAAAGAGUGGACAGAACGGAGACAACUUCUGUUGAUUCUGCAUUUGUAGUUGCUGGACUGAUUAACACACUGUUGGAGAUGCUGCUCAGCGGGUGAUGUCCAUGCUUCCGUUCUAUUCCGUCUUUUCCCUCGCAUGCUCCUACUGUUUUUCCUCUACUUUUCUUCUGCUCUCCUGUGCCCCAACCUUUUCCUCCCUCUUUUUCUAUACAGCCCAUCCCCCCCCCCCCCCUCUCUGAUCACCUGUCCAUGACGUUUCGCCACCGUAAGCUCGGACUCCACACACAACACUGACAUGUUCCUGCAGUCCAUUUCUUCUUCCUUUUUCCUUUUCAAGUUUCUCUUUGGUGUCCUCUUGGUUUGUUUUUGGAAGAAAUCUCUCACAUCUGUCUUUUUUUUUUUUUUUUUUUUUUUUUUUUUUUUUUUUUUCAAAAUUCCAGCAUUUUACUCAAAGCGUUCUGCACAUUUCAGUGUCGACAGUUUUUAAUAUGCGUGUUCUUGUAAAUACAGAAAUAGGUUCUGUAGUUUAUCCAGAGGGAGGUGGCUACGUUUUCACUGGCUCUUUCUAAUGCUGCAGGGUAGAUUCUCCAGCAGUCAUGCUUUUCUUUCCUCUCCGAGACCUGAUAAAGAUCAGGAUACACAUAGAUGGGCGCUACAUACCUUCCCAGCAGCAGAAUGUUGGAAUGUUGUGUGUAGUCUUAAUCUUUAAAUGAUUAAUUCAUGGAAGUGCAUUAGAUACGUAUAUUGGCUGUAUGUCAGUGAAUAUGUGCAGCAUGCCGUCCGAGUCCGAGCUUUGCAGAUGACCUCACGCCCCCUCUCGGGCAUACUAACACGAGUUACUGAAGCAAGUACAGCUAGAUCAUUAGCUAGUUCUCAAGCUUAUAGGUAAAUAAUAAGUUAAUAAGUAAAUAUAUUUUAUACUCAAGGCUUCCAGUGCAUAUUUUACAAUAUGAAUACUUCGCUGGCAGUUGUACAAAGCCUCUGGAUGCAGAUCAGUGCCCUGUGGAAGCCACAGGACGUUUUUAUCCUCCAAAACACAAUCUUUUUAAAAGCACAGUGAAAUGCGCAGAAAACAUUUUUGAGAAAGGUGUUGGAAUUUUCCCUCCGAGCCUGGAUUUCACCCGGUCAAGCAAUGGGUGACACUCCGCUGUGUCAAUGAAUGUAGCUUAGCCAUUUACUUCACUGCUGGCCAUGUUGAGAUUGUUGCAUCCCUCUUCUUGCACCCGUGUUGAAUGUGUUGCGUUGUCUUUUCAGGUAGACCACAUUCACAUUGUUGAACAAGCCUGUUUGUCGCAGCAGUAAAUGGUGCCUGUAAAAGCUGUAGAGAAGCCAGGUGUUUCUGACCAGUUCAACCAGUUCACCAAGCUGACCAGUAUGACCAGGGUAUUUGGAGGAAAUGGCCCAGACAUUGCACAUAUACUCCUCAGAGUCUAAAAUAUACCCAUAUUUCACCUUUGUAACCAAUGGCAGCUUAAAGCCAAAAAAACCCCCCAACAACUUAGUUUAAA
Molecule: messenger RNA, 4673 nt
Organism: Electrophorus electricus (electric eel)
Lineage: Eukaryota; Metazoa; Chordata; Actinopteri; Gymnotiformes; Gymnotidae
Gene: ranbp10
Product: RAN binding protein 10
Molecular function (GO): protein binding
Source: RefSeq, a predicted model, not a curated record